GUGGUGAGCAGCGCCAUAUAAACUUCUCGCUUAACUACUACUUUCUUUUGAUUCGAUUUACUGUCUCCCUCCCCUCAGCGCAUCAUGGGAGGCAAGCGUAAGAAGUCCAACAACGGACCCGUCAAGAAGGAGAGCAAGUACAAGAUCCCGACCCGUUUUGACUGCCCCCUCUGCGACUCCAAGGCCACCAUCGUCGUCAAGAUAUUUCGUUCCACCAGCGACGCCACGGUGCGGUGCCGUGUCUGCGGUGCCGGUGGAACGAAGCGGUGGAACGUGCUACGGCUCGAGAAGCCCGUCGACGUUUUCUUCCGCUUCCAUGAAGCGCUCAUUCAAAAGGAUCAGCAGGACUUGCAACGGGUGGAGAUGAGUCGGGAGGCGCAGCAGGCGCGGCUGAGCGUUGGUGGGUUAUCCGCUUCCGUGGCUGCAGGGCACACCGCGGACGGCAUCGAUGGCUCUCUGCACAGUGCAGCUGCGCUGGGAGGCGAUGAGAGUUGGGCGGGCGGUCCGGCCACCACGACGACAACGCCUGCGGUCACCAGCGCGGUAGCCGCAGCGCCGUCAGCACGGCCGGUGCGCUCCCUCGGUGAGCUGCAGCGGAAGCUGGCCAUGUCUGCUGCCCCAACCGCCGCCCCAAUGUCGCAGGCGUUCUCCUCUCGCGCGAUCGAGCUGGGCGACGACUUUGAGGGGGAGGCGGAGGGGGCGGCGGCGCACUACUUCGCGCCGCGGCAGGACGUGCACAGCGGACAAGACGCGGACGACGAGUACGACCAGCUGUUUCAGUAA
This is a messenger RNA of Leptomonas pyrrhocoris, 783 nucleotides long. RefSeq lists its product as hypothetical. Gene Ontology annotation, biological process: transcription elongation by RNA polymerase II. The record is from RefSeq and is a predicted model, not a curated record. The coding region runs from base 85 to 783 and encodes 232 amino acids. NCBI's taxonomy places the organism in Eukaryota, Euglenozoa, Kinetoplastea, Trypanosomatida, Trypanosomatidae. The transcript has a single exon. Gene Ontology annotation, cellular component: transcription elongation factor complex. Gene Ontology annotation, molecular function: RNA polymerase II complex binding.